Coturnix japonica (Japanese quail) is the source of this 1467-nucleotide messenger RNA. The record is from RefSeq and is a predicted model, not a curated record. Lineage: Eukaryota; Metazoa; Chordata; Aves; Galliformes; Phasianidae.
AUUUCCAGGUUUACUUUGUACUGCUGUGUAUCUGCAUCAGUGACAAUCCGUUUUGCUUGCUCCAAGAGCACUCAGUACAGUGGGACAGACAGGGACACUUGUAGGUGGGAACGGACAGGAUGCUUGUGGAAGGAGUGCUGUCCUGGACCAGUGCGAGCAGCUGUCCCAGGGCUGACUCUCUUGCACUUCUAAAACCACCGCAUCUCCCCACAGUCUGUGCUUGCUGCUGACCACAUCAUCUCGAGGGCAGCUGGGUGAUUUAUUACAGGCUGUAAGAGCCCUCGGGGUAGGCAAGAGACAAGAAGGGCUCCAUGUCUUCUGUGAACUCCACCGGCUCCUCCCAACCCCCCACCUUCUCCUGCUUGGCUCCUGGGAUGGAGAAGGAGCAGUUCUGGAUUGCCUUCCCCUUCUGCAUCAUGUACGUCAUAGCUGUGCUGGGGAACAUCAUCCUUCUCAUCGUCAUCAAGACAGAGUCAAGCCUGCAUGAGCCCAUGUACCUCUUCCUGGCCAUGCUGGCCUUCACUGACCUGGUCCUCUCUACAUCCAUGUUGCCCAAAAUGCUCGCCAUCUUCUGGCGGGGCUCUGGGGAGAUUGGCUUUAUUUCCUGCCUUGUUCAGUUGUUCUUUGUCCACAACUUCACCGCAGUGGAGUCAGGUGUGCUCAUGGCCAUGGCCUUGGAUCGCUACUUUGCCAUUUGCCAUCCCCUGCGGCACUCCAGCAUCCUCUCCAUGCCGGUGGUGGCAGCUCUGGGGAGCCUGGUGCUGCUGCGUGGAGUCCUCAUGGUGAGUCCUGCCUGUUUCCUGCUACGUAGGAAGGACUUCUGCCAUCAUCGUGUCAUCUCCCAUUCCUACUGCGAACACAUGGCCGUGGUGAAGCUGGUAUGUGAGGACACCAGAGUCAAUGCUGCUUAUGGACUCUUUGUGGCUUUUGCAGUGAUAGGAUUUGACCUUACAGUGAUCGCUGUGUCCUACACUAUGAUCUUGAGGGUGGUACUGAAGCUGUCAGCCUCAGACACACAGCUGAAGGCCUUUAAUACAUGUGUAUCCCACAUCUUUGUCAUGCUUACAUUUUACGUCCCUGCCAUAUUCACCUCUCUCACCCACCGUUUUGGACACAGCAUCCCUCAGCAGAUCCAUAUAUUGGUGGCCAACCUCUACCUUCUGUUGCCCCCCACGUUAAACCCCAUCAUUUACGGGGUCAGAACCAAGCAACUCAGGGACAAGAUAGCUGUCCUUUUACAGCAGAAGGGAAUCUGAUCCGUGUCUACGUGCCAUUCACUGAGCGUGUAAGUAUUAGCAAAUUCUAGUAAAUUUAUGGAGUGAACUCUCUGACCCCUUAUUUUGAGAAAUACCCCUUUUUAAUGCAUGGUGUGCAUGCAAAGCAUUCCUGCGGAAAUCAUAGAAUUACCCAGGUUGGAAAAGACCUUGAAGAUCAUCAAGUCCAACCGCAGCCUAACCAGUACCCUAA